ACCUAUAAAGGAGGAUUCAACACACCUCAUCACAACAAAAGAACUCUUCACAACCUCCAACUUGACUGAAGUCUUUAAUUUAUUGCCUCCAUUUCCAAGAAUGAGAUAUCGAAUGAGAUAUCGUAUAAUUCAUCUCUGCUGGCUGAGAGCUGAGGCUAAGAAUUCACUACUAGACCAAGGUUCGUGUGCCUGGCAUCACAAUGAAGGCCCUACGAGUGUUGUUGCCUGUCAUUAUCAUAGUGCUCACAUAUCCGAUUGGUUGUGGAGAAGCUCAGUUCAUAGUACAGCCAGUGUCAGUGGAGAGAGCCGAGGGACUGGAGGCAGUGUUCAGUUGUCAGUAUCAAGAGGAGGGAUUGACUGUUACUUAUGAUUGGGCAAUAAACAAUACCAUACUCGAAACUGAUACAGAAACUGUUAGAGCACGUCCACCUUCAUCUCCUGGUGGACCAGCCACACUGACAAUCUUGGCCACUCCAGAGCACAACAACUCUGUUGUUCAGUGUGUGGCUACAAUCAGAAAUGGCAUUGUUACUGUAAGGUCUGAAGUAUCGACCACAGCUACUUUAACUGUUCGUGCAACAAUUAUCAGUAAUGUUCUGACUGCUCCAAACACCAUCACUGUGAUGUGGAAUGCUCUACCCCUCACUGAGUACUGUGUGGACAUCACCGAGUCAACUCUGGACUUCACUGAAACAGCUGUUUUUGAUCCUGUGUGUGGACUGGUUAAUCAGUACAUCUUCACGUACUCCAACCCCAUCAGUGUGUGUGACAGAUUCUCCUUCACUGUGACUCCUACUGACGGAGAGAUGAGGGGAACAACCAGUGAACCAGAUACUGGGUUCUUUACAAGGGUAGAAGGUAGUAUUGAAGAACGACAUCGUGUUCGUGAAAGUGGGGAGAAUAAGUCAGUAGGAUUUAAAGCUACUCCCUUCCACCACGAUGCCCUGACACUAACACUGAGGAGCUGCACACAGAGAAGACACUAGCCCUUGCACCACAACAACGCCGUCCACCCCCACCACCCAUCUACAAAACGUCCUUAAUAACUGUGUGAGAACAUAAUAACUUACUCGGCAGAUUAGGCACAUGCACCUCUUUACAUUAAUUACUAACACGUACAUUGCACUGCUACUUGUGGCAUGUAGAUGAUAAUGCUGUUAUUGCUGCUUUAAAUUUCUUCUGACUCUUCAUGGGUUGUAUCGAA
Halichondria panicea is the source of this 1204-nucleotide messenger RNA. RefSeq lists its product as uncharacterized. The transcript is spliced from 8 exons. The coding region runs from base 201 to 986 and encodes 261 amino acids. The record is from RefSeq and is a predicted model, not a curated record. NCBI's taxonomy places the organism in Eukaryota, Metazoa, Porifera, Demospongiae, Suberitida, Halichondriidae.